CUAGUUUCUGAUGCGAUGGAGAUAGAGUCAGCGAGCUGCAGUAAGAAAGGUAGCGCCGCCGGAGAUAUCCGUGGUACUGAUGGCGGUGCCGCUGCUCGUGAUCAGGAUUUGGUCAGGGGCGUUUACUUGGUCUGGCGGGAUCUGACGGUGGUGCUGCCGAACUUCGGUAAUAAACCUACCAAACGGUUGCUUCAAGGGCUUAGUGGAUUUGCUGAACCUGGAAGAAUCAUGGCGAUUAUGGGCCCUUCGGGUUCCGGGAAAUCCACACUCCUUGACUCUCUGGCAGACAGACUCGCCAGAAAUGUGGUAAUGACUGGAAACAUCCUUUUAAAUGGAAAGAAGAGACUGCAGUAUGGUGGUGUUGCUUAUGUGACACAGGAGGAUGUGAUGUUGGAAACUCUAACCGUAAGAGAAACUCUAACCUACUCUGCUCAUUUAAGGCUUCCCAGUAACUUGACCAAAGAUGAAUUAAAAGACAUUGUGGAGGGAACAAUCAUGGAGAUGGGUCUUCAAGAAUGUGGUGACACAGUGAUUGGGAAUUGGCAUCUAAGAGGAAUAAGUGGUGGGGAGAAGAAGAGGCUCAGCAUUGCACUUGAAAUCCUCACGAUGCCCAAAAUGUUAUUCCUCGAUGAACCUACUACUGGCCUCGACAGUGCCUCUGCUUUCUUUGUUGUUCAAUCUCUCCGAAACAUAGCUCGUGAUGGCAGGACAGUCGUCUCCUCGAUCCACCAGCCCAGUAGUGAAGUUUUUGCAUUGUUUGAUGACCUUUUCUUGUUAUCUGGAGGCGAAACUGUUUACUUUGGAGAGGCAAAAAUGGCUGUCCAGUUCUUUGCUGAAGCUGGUUUUCCAUGCCCAAGUAGAAGAAACCCUUCGGAUCACUUCCUCCGAUGUAUAAAUUCGGACUUCGAUGCCGUAACAGCCACGCUGAAAUGUUCUCUAAAACUUCGUGAUAAACCUUCAAGCUCAGAUCCUUUCACGAGCAUGGCAACAGCACAAAUCAAGGCCGCCCUGGUCGAAAAGUACCGGCACUCGAAAUACGCGAAAAUGGCAAAAGCUAGGAUUCAAGAAAUAUCAAAAAUUGAAGGACUUGAGGUAGAAGCAAUCAGUGGAAGUCAAGCAACAUGGUUGAAGCAACUUACAACGUUGACAAAACGAUCAUUUCUCAACAUGUGUAGAGAUGCUGGGUAUUACUGGGCAAGGAUUGUGAUAUAUAUACUUGUAUCCAUCUGUGUCGGAACCGUCUUCUACGAUGUCGGAUACGGAAAUACCGCAAUUCUUGCCCGUGUAGCCUGUGGCGCAUUCAUCACAGGUUUUAUGACCUUCAUGUCGAUCGGAGGCUUUCCUUCCUUCAUCGAAGAAAUGAAGGUUUUUAAUAAAGAAAGGCUGAAUGGAUAUUAUGGAGUUGCAGCUUAUACACUCUCCAAUUUCUUCUCCUCAUUCCCAUUUCUGGUUGCUAUUGCACUCAUCACAGGAACAAUAACAUUUUACAUGGUGAAGUUUCGAUCCGGAUUUUCGCAUUAUGUGUUCUUCUGCCUCAAUAUCUUCUUCAGCAUCACUGUGAUUGAGAGCCUCAUGAUGGUGGUAGCUUCAUUGGUUCCCAAUUACCUAAUGGGAAUCAUCACCGGGGCCGGAAUUAUCGGGAUUCUAAUGAUGACAUCGGGCUUCUUCAGAUUGCUGCCUGAUCUUCCUAAGAUAUUCUGGCGUUACCCCAUUUCAUACAUCAGUUUUAGUUCAUGGGCACUUCAGGGUGCCUACAAGAAUGAUUUCAUCGGCCUCGAAUUCGAUCCGCUACUACCGGGUGAUCAGAAACUAACCGGAGAUCAAAUCAUAAAGCAGUACUUCGGGGUGACGAUAGAUCGGUCCAAGUGGUGGGAUUUAACUGCAGUGGUGGUCAUACUCAUAUGCUACCGCCUUGUCUUCUUCAUAAUUCUGAAGACGAAAGAAAAGGUUUCGCCAUUUUUUCAAGAAAUUUAUGCCAAGAAGACAAUUGAGCAUCUUGAUAAAAGGCCCUCCUUCAGGAAGAUACCAUCGUUGUCUUCUUCCAAACGUCACCAGCCUCUCCACUCUCUUUCUUCUCAAGAGGGUCUUAACUCUCCAUUACACUAAAUUCUUUCUUUUUUUAAUAACCAAAGGCAUUGAUAAUAUGCCACUGCUAUAUGUUACAUGUGAUUGUUGAUUAUUGUGUUGAAUAUCUGAUGUUUGU
Hibiscus syriacus is the source of this 2203-nucleotide messenger RNA. Its product is annotated as ABC transporter G family member 15-like. NCBI's taxonomy places the organism in Eukaryota, Viridiplantae, Streptophyta, Magnoliopsida, Malvales, Malvaceae. Gene Ontology annotation, molecular function: ABC-type transporter activity; ATP binding; ATP hydrolysis activity. Gene Ontology annotation, cellular component: membrane. The transcript has 9 exons. The record is from RefSeq and is a predicted model, not a curated record. Bases 16 to 2106 code for a protein of 696 amino acids.